CCCUCAUCGCACGAUCCUGACUAGGGACAACAACCCGCCAGGGUUAGGGGCCAUUUCUACCGCAUCCCACUUCCAUCCCUACUCAGCCGGCUGAUGUUCGUCAUCACCACCUUCAUCUCCCAACAUGCCCAUCGUCGUCUGAGAAAUCAACCAUGCACUACAUGCGCCUCCUCCGCCUGGCAUGCCUUCUGCCAUCAUCGUCUGCCCUCGCUGCGGCUGCUGGUGUUGAUGCCACUGACCAACACGCCGAACAGCGUGUGAAGCAGGUCGCCGUCAUUGGCGCCGGAGCGGGCGGCUCCUCGGCGGCCUACCACCUGCGCAAGUAUGCACAACAGGCUGGCAUCGAGGUCAAUAUCACCGUUUUUGAGAAGACGGCCCGUAUCGGCGGGCGCACUCUCACUGUAAAUGUGUAUGAUGACCCGGUCUUCCCGGUGGAGCUCGGCGCCUCCAUCUUCGUCGCUGUCAACCACAUCCUCUUCAACGCCACCAAGGAGUUCGGCCUGCCCGUCACCGAGCCUGGAGCUACGGACGAGAAGGGCAUACUAGGCGUUUGGGAUGGGAAGAACUUCGUCUACACCCAGGACUCGGAGUCCUGGGGUUGGUGGAAUCUUGCCAAGUUGGUCUGGAAGUACGGCACCACGCCCUACUACACCAAUCGUCUCGUCCAGAGAACAAUUGCGACUUUCCUGAAACUCUACGAGGCGCCCUACUUCCCGUUCAGGUCCCUCUCAACUCGGGCUUUCGAGCUGGGCCUCGUGCAGGCUACGAGUGUGACGGGGCUGCAAUUUCUGGCGGAGAACGAACUCGACGGGCCGUUUGCCCAUGACAUCGUGCAAACUAGCACCCGUGUCAACUACGCUUCAAAUUUGCCGUACAUACAUGGACUGGGCACUAUGGUCGCGAUGGCCCCCGAGGGUGCGAUGGCUGUUGCAGGGGGUAACUGGCAGAUCUUCUCGCAUAUGGUGACCCAUUCCCAGGCCUACGUCUCGCUAAACUCAACCGUUACCUCUAUUACGAAAGAGGAGAGCGGCAACCCGGACUCGGCGUCGCCCAGAUACCAGAUUAAAACCGCAGCGCCCGAAGUGGGAGAGACGACCCACCCCAUCACCUUCGACGACGUUAUCCUCGCCGCACCGUACCAAUUCAGCGGCAUCCAGCACGCCGAUGACCUGAUCCCGCACCCUGUCGACACGAUCCCCUACGUGAAGCUACACGUCACGCUCUUCUCGUCGCCCUACCGCUUCAGCCCGGCCUUCUUCGGCCUCGAGCCCGCCUCCCGUGUGCCUAGCUCCGUGCUCACCACGCUGGGUCCCGACGAGGAGGCCCCCGAGCCCGGCAGCAGUGGCAACGGCAGCGCCGGCAGCGCCGGGUUUUUCUCCGCGACGCUGGUUAAGACGGUCACAAACCCUAGGACCCAGAGCAAGGAGUACGUCUACAAGAUUUUCUCGCCCGAGAAGGUCACCCCCGGGUUCCUGUCGAAGCUGCUCGGCGUCCAGAUCCCGGAGACGUUCGUCACCGAGACCGAGAAGGGGGGAGAUGAGGAGAAAGAAGAGGCAGCUGAGGGCGAAAGCGCGACGACUCUCGUCGAACCCAUCUCGUGGUACUACCCAGCUGUAUUCCAUCCGUAUCCGCAGAAGUACCCGCGCGUCACGUUUCAGGAUCCGAUCCUGGGCGACGGGCUGUGGUACACGUCGGGCGUGGAGAGCUUCAUCUCGACGAUGGAGACGAGCGCCCUGAUGGGCAUGAACGUCGCGCGGCUGAUCGUCGACGAUUAUCUUAGCGUAUCGCGCGCUGCCGCCGGCGAUAUCGAGAAGUCGGACGACGUUGUCGCAGAGGUGACGCCACCCGUACUGGCGGAGGAGAAGGCUCAGGACGUCCUGGCAGGACAGCAGAGCGAGGUGGCGGAGGACGCCGGCGAGCUUUAGCUUUAGGGAUAUGUGCGUACGAUGGGUGGCUUUGUAUUAAUGAUGGUAAAUUUAGUUAGAUACAUGUUAGACUGGCAAAACACUUUUUUAAUUCUCUUCAACCUUUUCGCCUCCACCGCCUUCUCGUAGUAUUUAGCUCAGACUUCCCCGACCAGUUUACUU
Durotheca rogersii is the source of this 2087-nucleotide messenger RNA. RefSeq names its product prenylcysteine oxidase. Gene Ontology annotation, biological process: prenylcysteine catabolic process; prenylated protein catabolic process. The record is from RefSeq and is a predicted model, not a curated record. Lineage: Eukaryota; Fungi; Ascomycota; Sordariomycetes; Xylariales; Xylariaceae. The transcript is spliced from 3 exons. Gene Ontology annotation, molecular function: prenylcysteine oxidase activity. Bases 153 to 1925 code for a protein of 590 amino acids.